CGGGAUUAGGUCAUAGGUAUUGACGGCAGCUCUUGGAGCCGCAUUUAUGGAUUUGUGGAUUACCUAAUAUGUGGCACUCAACUAAGUUUCGUCAUCAACGGAAUUAGGAAUUUUCGAAAUCCUAACGCCGUUCUUCUUUCUCCCUCAUUUCAUUUUGAACUUCGCUGUUGUUACAAUUUCUUGCUUUAUACUCCGUAUAUUGCCCAGAUAAACUACUUUUAAUACGCUAUUUCUGAAACCCGUCGACGGAAAUCGCUUUCGUCUAUUCCGGCACGCCUGCAUCUCCACCACUUCCGAUCGGUUUCUUAUACGCGGAAUACUUAAUAACUAGCCGCUAACGUUACACUUGGCAUACAUGCCCAGAUGGAUCUCGCCUCAACUGGCUCGAGAGAAGCUGUGGCUUUAUUAUCCAGCACUCGCAAAUCGGUUCCCUAUGGCCAAGCAUGUACCAAUUGUUCUAAGGCCAAGUGCAAGUGUAUCAGCCGCGGUAGUCCCGGUUCAACUUGCGAGCGGUGCCAGCGUCUAGGUAAAGAAUGUGUUCCGUCUGUCAGCGUUCGGAAACGUGCGGCAAGGCGUCCCGCCUCCGAGAGAGCUGCUCAUCUUGAAGAGAAACUCGAUGAUUUGGUUUCGAUACUCCGGGCCCAGGCCGCUGUUAACCCCCCGGCGGUGGGUACUUAUAGGCCUGUUACCAACGGCGAACUACCUAGCGCGAGCCCUAGCGUCGAUGCCAAUGCCGGUUCCAUGGACUUGGACCCGUCUAUAGGGGUUGUGCAGGGUGGUAAUGAUUUGGCUGCUACUAGCCAUGCCUUACCACUGCCGUCAACCGUUGAUGCUUCUUCUUAUUGCGACAGAUAUCCCUCUGCAACCUCAUAUCCCACCCCGCCUUCUGUCACCUCUUCUCACGAUGGAAGUCUCUCGCCUGCUGAGGCUGAAGAUACCUUACGGAUGUUUAAAGACCUGUUUCUCCCCUUCUUCCCGUUUGUGUAUAUACCACCAGACACUACGGCUGCGCAAUUGCAGCAGGCGAAACCUUUCCUAUGGCUGAACAUAAUGACUAUCUGCUGUAAAUCACGGCCAAGAAAGUCAGCUCUCAGUCAAAAGAUCAGAGAGUAUAUAGCACAGAAGAUGUUAAUAGAUCUAGAUCGAAAUAUGGACUUGUUACUCGGGCUUCUUGCAUAUCUAGGUUGGGGCAUGCACCAUUUCAGUGGAAAGCCAUAUAUCGUCGCUUAUACGAACCUUGCUGUUACAAUAGUUACGGAUCUUCGUCUUGAUAAGCCAGCUCAAGAUAAUUUUUAUAAAGAUCUUCAUUGUUUCAAGCCUUCUUACCCAUACCCAAAGAUACCAAUCUCAUCUACUCGAACAAAUGAGGAGAGAAGGGCUACCUUAGCAUGCUUUACUCUUUGCUCUAGUAUUUCAAAUUUUUUGAGGACCCAGACAAUGCGUUGGACCGCUCACAUGGAGGAUUCUCUUCAAAAGCUUUCUGUGAACCCGGAAUGUGUAGGCGACGAAGCUCUCGUGGCGAUGGUAAGAACGUAUAAAAUACAAGAGGAUGUUGCGCAAAUAACCUGGCGUACCGCGGAACCUGCUGGAAAUUCGACAGGAAUAAGGGCGCCUCCUGCUAUUUACGUUAAAGCCUUGCGCGCCAAUUUGGAUGCGAUUAAGAAGGAUCUUCCGCCUACGCUCUUAGAUAAUAAAGUGGUUAAUUCGCAUUUAUAUGGAGCAGAGCUAUCUAUAGCGGAUAUGUCCCUCUGGAACGUGAACGCAUGGCUUUCAACACACCCACAUAAGCCGACUGGUGUGAGUGGAAGCGGGAGCGGAAGUAUUGAUCUGGGCAAGAUGGACGCAUACUAUGCUAGCCUCCAAGCGAGCAAGGCUUGCCUCGAAAAUUUCCUAAGAUUUGAAUUAGCCGAAUAUCCUGCCAUAUCCUUCUCGGUUACACUCCACUUCGGUAGGGCAGCGCAAACCCUCUAUCGGCUUAUGGUAGUAGAUGACCCAGAGUGGGAUCGCAGCAUUGUCAAGAAUACCAUCGACAUGAUGGCAGCUUUGGAGCAGAUCGCAAAUAAUUUUACGCAGGUAUCAAGCGUAUGUGGUUUAGAGAAUAGUGACGACCCGGAUAACAUGGAUUACUAUUGUCGGGCCGGUAUGGCGCUCCGAAGUACUAUUCCGGUUUGGAGCUCCGCGCUUGACCAGAUUAACCUCGGGGCGAGCGUUGGCACGGCGGUUUCGGAUGGGAUUGGGAUGGGAGCUGGUGCUGCAACGUCGUAUCAAGUCCAGGCGCAAGUCCUUCCGGAGUUGACGUCGUUAGAUUGGUUAGACGACCCGUGGUUAUCGGAUAUGUUGCGAUCUUGGGAAGGGAGCUAAUCAUGUCGUAUCUUAUGCGUUCAUAUAUGGAUUGGUCUGCAUUGCUACCGCGUAGCCGUUGUGUCAUUGUCAUAGCAUGGAAUACCCAAGUUCGGCGCCUGGGUCGGAUUUUUGGAAAGGCAGGGAGCAUAUAAUGUAUUACUUUUGCCUGUAACGUAUUUGAAUUAUCGGGAUUGAUCUAUCUUACUCACGGGGAGUUCACAGGUUUGGGGAGGUUAAUGGUGAUGGCAUCCUUAAAGGAACAUCGCCUACCAAUUGUAGCUCUGCGGAUAUCUCAAAAUAUAUACCUCAUGUAACGAAAAGACGCGAAGAAAAAAUAAUUGCAGGCACUUAUUCUUGCCAUACGAUAUCGUAUAGACGGACUAUUCAUCUCAUGACGUUGACCCGUUUGCUUUAAAUGUCCCAUUGAAGUUCUAGUCCCAGCCCCCCAUCGAGUCGUAGUUAAAUAGAAGAAAUACCUACCACAUGUAUAUAGUAGUAAGCCAAGCCUGCAGUCUACAUAGCUCGCAUUCCUGUUCGAGGAUCUAAAGCUUAUCUAGAUCCGUCCUACCUAUAUAACUUACCGCCAAAUAGCAACCGACCGGGACUCUUAAGCCAAGAUCUGCGUAGGUGACGUGCUGUGUUUUUGUAUAUGGAUGACUUACGCAGGAGUGCGUGAAACGAAACCCUGUCAUCGCCCAUAGUUCAAGCCAAUCCCAUCCCAUUCCCAUUCCCCAUGCCUUGAGCGACGUCAGAG
This is a messenger RNA of Daldinia vernicosa, 3097 nucleotides long. RefSeq lists its product as uncharacterized. The transcript is spliced from 5 exons. Gene Ontology annotation, molecular function: transcription cis-regulatory region binding; DNA-binding transcription factor activity, RNA polymerase II-specific; zinc ion binding. Gene Ontology annotation, biological process: regulation of DNA-templated transcription. The coding region runs from base 364 to 2361 and encodes 665 amino acids. Gene Ontology annotation, cellular component: nucleus. The record is from RefSeq and is a predicted model, not a curated record. NCBI's taxonomy places the organism in Eukaryota, Fungi, Ascomycota, Sordariomycetes, Xylariales, Hypoxylaceae.